AUGGAAAAUCUGUUUAAAGAAGGUCGAACAGUAGAUGCUAUGUUGCCCUCUAUGAUAAAUAGCGUAAAUAAUUUGGAAGGUUCCACUUCAAUUUCAUCAAUAUCAAUUGAAGGUGACGAACAUAUAAAUACUGUCCACUCGGAUAUUAAUAAUAUAAACUCAUGUAACACGAUAGGAAUACAAAAAGAAGUGAAUGAUCUUAAUAUUGAAAAUUUCGCAUGGACGAAUCAAACCACCAAGUUACUUUUACAAAAAUAUUAUGAUAGGAAUAGUAAAUUUCGUGACCCUAAUAUUAAAAAAAAAUUGUUAUGGAUGGAGAUUGUAGAGGAAUUUAAAAUUAAAGGUUAUGAUGUUAAUGAAGCUAUUCUAGAUAGCAAAAUGAGAAAUUUAAAACAGUCCUAUGAAAAUAUAAAGAAUAACAAAAAAAAAACAAGUACAGGUCGAUGUCCAAUUACCUGGAAAUGGUACAACACAAUGGAGGAUCUAUUUAAAGAAGAUCAAGCCAUAAACGUAGGUGCUACAUUGUCUUCUAUGAUAAAUAACAUAAAUAAUUUGGAAGGUUUUACUUCAAUUCCACCUACAUCAAUUCCAAAUGAUGAACAUAUAAAUCCUGUCUACUCAGAUAUAGAUAAUAUAAACUUAUGUGAAGCGAUAGGAAUACAAAAAGAAGUGAAUGAUAUUAAUAUUGAAAAUUUUGCAUGGACCAAUCAAACCACCAAAUUACUUUUACAAAAGUAUAAUGAUAGAAAGAGUAAAUUUCGUGAUCCUAAAAUUAAGAAGAAGUUAUUAUGGAUGGAGAUUGUAGAAGAGUUUAAAAUUAAAGGUUAUAAUGUUAAUGAAGCUAUUGUAGAUCGUAAAAUGAGAAAUUUGAAACAGUCGUAUAAAAGUAUAAAGGACAAUAACAAAAAAACUAGUACAGGUCGCAAUCGAAUUACUUGGAAAUGGUAUGACACAAUGGAGGAUCUAUUUAAUGAAGAUCGAACUAUGAAUGUAGGUGCUACAUUGUCCUUUGUAAUAAAUAGUGUAAAUAUUAAAGAAGAUUCUACAUCAAUUUUACCAACAUCACCUGAAGAUGAUGUACAUAUAGAUACUAUUCAUGCAAGUAUUGAUAAUAUAAAUUCAUGUGAAACAAUAGGAAUACAGAAAGAAGCGAAUGAUAUGAAUAUUGAAAAUUUUGCAUGGACGAAUCAAACCACCAAAUUACUUUUACAAAAAUAUAAUGAUAGGAAGAGUAAAUUUCGUGACCCUAAAAUUAAAAAAAAGUUAUUAUGGAUGGAAAUUGUAGAGGAAUUUAAAAUUAAAGGUUAUAAUGUUAAUGGUGCUAUUCUAGACCGCAAAAUGAGAAAUUUAAAACAGUCAUAUAAAAGUAUAAGAGAUAAAAAGAAAACAAGCACAGGUCACUCUCGAAUUACUUGGAAAUGGUAUGACACAAUGGAUGAUCUAUUUAAAGAAGAUCAAACCAUAAACGUAGGUGUUACGUUAUCCUCCAUGAUAAAUAGUAUAAUUAAUCAAGAAGGUUCCACUUCAAUUCCAUCAACAUCAAUUGAAGAUGAUGAACAUAUAAAUACUGUCUAUUCGGAUACUAAUGCUGCACAGUCCAAAAUGACAGAAAAUUUUACAGAAAAUAGAACUUCAAUAAGUCCUGUUCCCGAUAUCCUAUCAAAGCGACAUCCUUUCAAGAACUUAAAAGAAAAAGCUACUGAAUCAAGAGCACUAUAUAAUAUACGUAAAAUGAUGUUAGUGGGUGAAGAAAGAAGAGUAGAUGCAAUUAAUAAAUUAAGUGAAAAAAUUGAAGAACAUAACAAAAUUCAACGAGAAAGAAAUGAUAUUUUGAAAUGUUUAAUUUCUUUACAAAAGAAUGUACGUAAAAAAUGAUCAGUAAAAUAUAGAAUAUAUAAGCAUAUACAAAUAUAGAUAUAAUAUAAAAAUAACAAUUUCUAAUUUUCUAAAAUAUAGAAAAAUAUAAGGAUAUAUAAAUAUAGAUAUAACAGAUAAAAUGAAAUAGAAUAUAAAUGAUAAGGAUAAAUAAAUAAGAUGUAUUUUGAUUUAUUUAGUUUGAUUUAAUUUAAUUUAACCUAGAUUCGCUCAACAAUUCGCCUACGCUUUUCAACGGCUUUUAUAAUUACAUUAUAAUUUGAUAUUGAUCUGCAUUUGUUCUUUUUGGUGUUAUUUUUUUUAUAUUUUUAUACGACUGUUUUAAAUUCCUCAUUUUGUUGUCUAAGAUAGCUUCAUUUACACUGUAACCUUUAAUUUUUAAUUCCCCUACAAUCUCCAUAACCAUUUUUUAAUUUUAGAGUUAUAAAAUUUAUUCUUCCUAUCAUUAUAUUUUUAUAAAUGUAACUUGGUAAUUUGAUUAGUCUAGACAAAAUUUUUAAUACUAAGAUCUGUAUCAUACAUAAAUAUUAAUUACAUAUAUUACAUGUAUCUUUAGUAAUUUUUUUAGAUCAGUGAUACCAUGCAAUUAUUUUCACGAAUUUAUAUUACUUCUAAUUGAAGAACUAUUCAUUUAUAUAUAAUGAAAUAUUAAUUAUAUACAUACAAAAGUAUUAAUUUAUAUAAAUAAUAAAGUUUUAAUUAUGUAUUUCUACUGAAAAUAUAAAAAAUUGUAACAUUGAAAAUUAAAAAAAAAAGUACAUGUAUUAAACACACACAUAUAUAAAAUUUUAGUUUUAAAAUAUAACAUGUGUUUUAUUUGUUGUGUUGUAAUAAUAUAAUUGACAUUAUUAUACGUAUAUAUAAUUUAAUAGUUAUCUGUUUGAUCUAUUUUAUUAGGUUAUAUUCUUGCUGCCUCUUUUUUGAACAGAGGAAAGAAAGUAAUUAAUCCAAUCUUUUUACUAUAUGCAAACAAAAUUUGUGGAAAUAUAAAUAGACUCUAAUGAGUAAUAUAUUGAACUAUAAAAGCAUAGAAAAGAUUAUUUAACAGAAAAACAAUCAAUAUUAAGAACUUUAAAUCUAUUCCAGGACAAGAAAAUUUUUAUAAUGUGGGAGAAUAAAAGAUACUCUGAUAUUGAGAUUUACAUUUUUUAUUUUUUAUUUUGAUAGAUAUCUUACUGUUCAUUUUAAAGAUGUAAGAGGAGAUACAUAUAAUGUGAUUUUGGAUUUAUUUAGAAAUGUUAUAUUUGAUUUAUUUUUGUAACUACAAUAUCUAAAAAAAUAGUCAAAUAUUAGUAGAGGAUUAUAAUUGAGGAAUAAGUGUUUCCUAAAUGCAUUUAUAUUCACCAUAUGAAAUGAUCUGCUUUAAAAUUCAUAUCUGAAAUUUUCUAAAUAAAAUUUAAUAUAUAUGUUCAUAGGUAACUUCUAAUGUACUGUACAGUAAAUUACUUUCCAAUCAUGUGAAGCAUAUUAUCCUUGUAAUAACACCUUACAUGGAUUUUGAGUAGAUAUGCCCUGAUUGUUAAAUAUAUUUAAGUGAUAAUGUUAGAUAGUAUUUCUUUAUAAAUAAGUUUCUUUUAAAGUAUAUUUUAAAUUUUAAAUAGAUAUGCCAUAAAACGUUUAGGAUUAGCUUGUGUCGAAUAAAAACACAUUGAGUCUAAUGACUUCUUGGAGAGCAAAAUAACCAGCUAUAAAAACUAAAUAUAUGUAUUUUAUAAAGUUGCAAGGAACUAUAAUGUUAAUUAUAACACUUUGAAGAGAAGAGUAAAUAAUAAAAAUAUUGAUUCCACAAAAAACAAAAAAUAAUAAAUGAAUUCUGAUGGAUUCUUUUUUUCAGAAAAAUAAGAAAAAGAUAAUUUAAAUGUUAUGAGUGUGUUCGAUUGAUCCAUGAGGUGUGCUCUUGCUGCGAAGAAGAUGACUUUAGAUGACAUUAUCUGUAAUAAUUGUCAUCACAGAUAAUUUAUUGUAUUUUAUCGAACAUGUAAUAAUUUGUCUUCAAUACUUUACCUAAGAAUGAACAUCAACCAAAAAGUAGUCAUUUUAUUUGGCUUUCCCCUACAUACAUACACACCCACACACAAAAUAUAUAGUUUUGACUCAUGUUGUAAAAAAAGAAGCUAUGUACCUGUAAUGAUAAGAUAGUGCAUAGAAAAAAUUUAUUUGAAUUGGCGAACAAAAAAAUUUAAUUUUAAAUUAAUAAAA
Vespula vulgaris is the source of this 4074-nucleotide messenger RNA. RefSeq lists its product as uncharacterized. The coding region runs from base 1 to 1875 and encodes 624 amino acids. The transcript has 5 exons. Lineage: Eukaryota; Metazoa; Arthropoda; Insecta; Hymenoptera; Vespidae. The record is from RefSeq and is a predicted model, not a curated record.